Messenger RNA from Aspergillus sclerotioniger CBS 115572, 657 nucleotides. RefSeq lists its product as uncharacterized. The transcript has 2 exons. NCBI's taxonomy places the organism in Eukaryota, Fungi, Ascomycota, Eurotiomycetes, Eurotiales, Aspergillaceae. The record is from RefSeq and is a predicted model, not a curated record. Bases 94 to 555 code for a protein of 153 amino acids.
UAUAAAGGGCCUCUUCUUCUCCUCAGCAUAGCAUUCCACAACUACCAUCAAGACACUGUCCUCACAGUCGAACAUCAUCCUUCAAGUCACAAAAUGAGAUACAUCCAAUCCCUCCUAGCCAUGACUGGCAUUAUUGCCUCGGCUGCAUCCACCACCUCCUUCCCCUCCAACUUUACCCUGAUCUCCACCCUCGACAAUACAGCACUGACUACCGAUGGCUGGGGCAUCUACGACAGCGCCGCCGAGACCACCACCACAUUAGCACUGUCCCCCUACACAGGCGGCACACUCAGCUGGGGCUCCAAGCAUCAGGCACUCACCGUGGUGGCCGAUGAAACCUCAAUCGCUUGGAUCAUCCAGAUCGGGUCGGAGCCUGUGGCCAUUGACACUGUCACGGGGUGGGAGCUCUCGGAUGAUGGGUACUUGACGUUGAAUGGGGAGCAGCUGUGGGCAUUUAAUGAGAGUGCGCCAGCGCCAAGAAGGUUGUAUUGGGUCGGUGCAGGCGAGAGGGAGGGAUUGGUCAGUACUCAGCUACUUGUGCAGAGUGUGGUGUGAAGAAUUCGACUGGAGUGUGGAGGUUUACAUUGGGAGAGAUAAGCCAAUACUACUUACUAGCUCCCGCCCCCAUCAGGGAAACUAGAUACGAGAUGAAUGUGA